This is a messenger RNA of Acyrthosiphon pisum (pea aphid), 860 nucleotides long. RefSeq names its product CG17127-like. The coding region runs from base 62 to 364 and encodes 100 amino acids. The record is from RefSeq and is marked predicted. The transcript is spliced from 2 exons. NCBI's taxonomy places the organism in Eukaryota, Metazoa, Arthropoda, Insecta, Hemiptera, Aphididae.
AUAUUGUGUUGUGACUCGUGAGUCAACACAUCGACAACAACAGUUUUAUUUACUCAGAACUAUGAAUCUGUUUAUGACCGUUGUGGUUUUGGGUACGUGCAUGAUGGCUGUGUGCCUGGCAAUGCCUCAAGGAGGUAAAGAUGGUGCAAUAUUUUCAAACGAAGCCAUCAGACAAGCACAGAGUACACAUCUUAUACCGCAAAAUGCUCAGAUUCAGAAGGUCCAAGAAGGCGUAGAGGUGGUCGCAUACGAGUCGAUACCUGGGUCACAGGCCAUCAACCUGUUCGAAAUCCUCGGCGACCACGUACCUCCAGAGGUGGUCAGCAACCUGCAAACCCAAGUUGAUCAAGUUGGAAAACAGUGAAAAUGCGAUAAUAUAAUUUAAUUUUGUUUAUACAUAAUAUUAUUUAGUUUGUCUUCCUAAAAUAAGUCUGAGUAACUCGCGCGUAGAAUAAUAAUGUUCUUAUAUUAUAUGUUUCAACGUUGAGUUCUAAUAUACACAUUAUCCAUCUAUGUAAUACGAGUCUUAUGCAACAUUGUUAUCGAUUCGUUUUUAACAGAGAAAGUAUUUUUAUUUUUCGAUGAAAGUGCUUUCACCCACUAUUUCAUUAUUAUUAUUUUUUUUUUUUUUGACAAAUGCCUAUAUAUAUACCUACAUUUACUUUCUAUGCAUGGACCGUCUUUAUUUAAUGUACUACCCAUAUGCCCUAAAGAUAUUACAAACCAUAAACAUGAUCUAAUUUAUAAAAUGUAUGUAAGUAACUACAUAAGAAUAUGUUACUAAAUUCUGUUUAUAUAUAUAUUUUUUAACAUUAAAUAUUUCAAUUCAAAGAAUACAAUAAUAUAAUUUAUUUUAAUAA